UAAAUGUUUUGGUUUGAAGCACCAACAAUCGAUUCGAGUUCAACCUUCAGAUGCACCUUGCUCCAAGACUGAGGUGCAUCCACCACCUAAAUAACACACCAAACUCUUCCCUUCAACUCAAACAAAUUCACGCCCAAUUGAUUACCAAUGGUUUCAAAUCCCCCUCCCCUUUCGCCAAACUAAUCGCCCAAUUCUGCGACAAAUCUUCCCCCCAAGCCACCGCCCACGCCCAUUUGAUUUUCAAGCACCAUCGCCCAAAUCUUUUCCUCUUAAACACUUUCAUAAGAUCCAGCCCUCCUCAACAUUCCAUCCCCGUUUUCGCCAAGUGGGCCUCCACCGGCGACUUGGAAUUCGACGAUUUCACUUUCAUUUUCGUGCUUGGAGCUGCCGCGCGAGCCCCAUCGUUGGCAGCGUUAAUGAUCGGUAAGCAAAUUCAUACUCAGAUUUUCAAACGUGGGGUUAUUUCAAACAUUUGGGUUCAGACUACGGCAAUACAUUUUUAUGCGAGUAACAAAGAUGUGAGCAGUGCACGAAAGGUGUUCGAUGAAAUGUCUGUCAGAAAUAGCGUCACCUGGAAUGCGAUGAUUGCUGGAUACUGCUCACAAAGUGAAAGGGUUGCUGAGAAAUAUGCUCGAAAUGCGUUGGAAUUGUUUCUGGUCAUGUUGGUUGAUUCAAAUUCUGAGGUGAAACCGACGGAUACUACAAUGGUCUGCCUUCUUUCUGCUGUAUCUCAACUGGGUGUGGUUGAAACAGGAGCUUCUGUUCAUGCAUAUAUAGAGAAAACAAUUCAUUCCCCUGAAAGUGAUGUGUUUGUAGGCACAGGUCUGGUUGAUAUGUACUCUAAAUGCGGGUGUCUUCACAGUGCUUCAUCAGUUUUUAAGCAAAUGAAGCAGAGGAACGUCUUAACCUGGACAGCAAUGGCGACCGGACUGGCGGUUCAUGGGAAGGGGAAAGAAUCAUUGUUGCUCUUGGAUUCGAUGGAAGCUCACGGUGUGAAACCGAAUGCAGUAACAUUCACCAGCCUGCUUUCUGCUUGCUGCCAUGGGGGCCUAGUUGAAGAGGGGCUCCAUUUGUUUCGUGUCAUGGAGAGGAAAUUUGGGGCUGUGCCUCAUAUGCAGCACUAUGGUUGCAUUGUGGACCUUCUUGGGCGUUCUGGGCACUUGAAAGAAGCAUAUGAGUUGAUAAUGGGGAUGCCAAUGGAGCCUGAUGCUGUUCUAUGGAGGAGUUUGCUGAGUUCCUGUAUGAGUCAUGGUGAUGUUGAGAUGGGAGAGAAGGUGGGUAAGCUCCUUGUGGAGAGACAGAGAGGAAGGCAUGGUUUUGAGGAGUGGUGUGUUGGAAGUAGUGAGGACUUUGUAGCUUUGUCAAAUGUUUAUGCUUCUGCACAAAAGUGGGGGGAUGUGGAGGCUGUAAGGGAGGAGAUGAGGAUCAAAGGGAUUGAAAACAAGCCGGGGUAUAGUUCACUUCAAACUACUGGUCCUCGAGGAUUGGAGGGUUUAUAGGAGCUUGAACUUCCACGGAUUCGUUUCUGAAGAUGCUCCAAUCUUGCCACUCGCGACAAGGAAGCUGUUCUUGCCGACUUGUUCGGAG
Messenger RNA from Momordica charantia (bitter melon), 1587 nucleotides. RefSeq names its product mitochondrial editing factor 20 (gene MEF20). Lineage: Eukaryota; Viridiplantae; Streptophyta; Magnoliopsida; Cucurbitales; Cucurbitaceae. Gene Ontology annotation, biological process: RNA modification. Gene Ontology annotation, molecular function: RNA binding; protein binding. The record is from RefSeq and is a predicted model, not a curated record.